Messenger RNA from Salvia splendens (bonfire salvia), 1143 nucleotides. RefSeq lists its product as uncharacterized. The record is from RefSeq and is a predicted model, not a curated record. The coding region runs from base 1 to 1143 and encodes 380 amino acids. NCBI's taxonomy places the organism in Eukaryota, Viridiplantae, Streptophyta, Magnoliopsida, Lamiales, Lamiaceae. The transcript is spliced from 6 exons.
AUGGUUGACAAAGAUCAUAAGAGAUUUAUGAAAGGAAAUCGUAGUAUAAAUGAUGUUCAUCACAGGUUUGUUGAAGAUUGCACCAAAGCUAACAUUGGUCCUACUUCAACUUUCAACUUAUUAAAGGAGUUUUUUGGUGGUUAUGAUGUUGUUGGGUGUACGUUGAAUGAUGUUAGGAAUUGUUCUCGUGAUAUAAAAGAGAAACUGAAACAAUUAGUGAGCUUAUUUUGGUCUGAUGCUGAGUCUCGGAAACAUUACCAUAUGUUUGGAGAUGUUGUAGCAUUUGAUACAACAUAUUCGACAAACAGGUAUCGUAUGGUGUUAGGUCCAUUUACUGGGAAAGACAAUUUUAUUAAGGAGUUUAGGUCUUGUGUUUGGUCAGAAUUGUUAGAUGACAUUGACAUAUUAUGGACUGAUAUUGUUGAAAAAUAUGGUGUGGAGAUCAUAAAUGGUUUAAGGACAUACUUCACUCUUCAGUAUAAUAAUGCCAUUGAUGCUCAAAGGAAUCAAACUGAAAGGCUUGACUAUUAUGAUUCUAUAAUCUCUCCAAAAUAUGUCAUUGAUUUAGCAUUUGAGAAGCAAUUGACAUCUGUAUACACGGAUAGGAUCCACCUUUUCUUCGUCCUCAGAAAGAAAGAUGUCAACAAUAUUCCAGAGAAAUAUGUUGGUAACCGGUGGCUGAAAAGUGAAUUAUUGAAGGCAGUUCAUGGUCUCACGAGUGAUGAAAGUGCGUCUGACAAAGGUUCAAACAAAGAUGACAAACUACAUAUUGGUAACAGGUGUCAUGGACGUUACUUUGGUCUACAUCAACGCGCUUUUAGGAAUAAAAAUCAUCUGAUUGCUUUGGAUAAUGUGCUUGCGGGUAUUGGUCCUCAAAUUUUUACCGAUGACACUACUGGAUCGUCGUUAGUUGAUAAAAAUGAUUCAAUCAUGAACAUAUAUGGUGUUGUUGUACCUGAAGAAAUAACUGCACAUGCUCCAGAUGUGGUUAGUUCAAAGGGAGGUGCAAGUGACAAGAAAAGCAUGAUUAAGUCAAGCAUAGAGAAAGCAAUUGAAAAAGCAAAUAAACUUCAUAGGCGUUGUGCAAAGUGUCAUAAAGUGACUGAUCAUAAUGCCAGAAGUUGUGGCAAAAAGCAAACAUAA